Austrofundulus limnaeus is the source of this 5023-nucleotide messenger RNA. RefSeq names its product protein tyrosine kinase 7b (gene ptk7b). The record is from RefSeq and is a predicted model, not a curated record. Gene Ontology annotation, cellular component: axon; neuronal cell body; plasma membrane. Gene Ontology annotation, biological process: homophilic cell-cell adhesion; protein phosphorylation; synapse organization. Lineage: Eukaryota; Metazoa; Chordata; Actinopteri; Cyprinodontiformes; Rivulidae. Gene Ontology annotation, molecular function: axon guidance receptor activity; ATP binding; protein kinase activity.
CUGGUGGAAGAAGGCGGCGGCGGUGGAGAAGCUGGUUCGGCAGUUUAGCGGCUCUGGGGAUCGCGGAGGACACGGCGGCUGCUCGAGCCGGGCUGUAAGCGAGUCGCGGCGGGAUACCAUCCUCCAGCAGCCACCUCUUCGAAAAGCCACCUGGAAGUUUAAACUCCGCGUCAAACUUUCGGCGCGGCUGCCGGAUCCUMGUUUCGUUGCGCGUCGGUUUCCCCCCCACAUGUUACUGCCCUUUCCCCGUUGAACCAGGUGAGCAGGCCGCCUGGGCUUCCCUUCCUCCCCGGGGGGAGCUGCGCAGGAAACUCGGCUGGUUUCACCUGAGCUUUAACCGCCGACUCGCUUCUCCUUAUCCGCCGAGCUUUGCCUCUCCUCUCCGGGAAACUAUAACCAGGGAGCACCGGUCAACAGGAUGGACCUACCGGGAGGGACUCGGCGGAGGAAAGCCCCGGUGGAUGUGAUGUUUGCUGUUGGCUUUUUCUGCUUCCAAGUUCUGUCCGUCCAGGCCGUUUCCAUCCAGUUCACCAAGGAGCCCAAGUCCCAGGAUGCCUUGCACGGCCGCAGCGCAAUGUUGCGUUGCGAGGUCGGCAACCCGGCCAACAUCACGUACAGGUGGUACAGCGACAACAAGCGCCUGAAAGACGACGAGAGGCGCUUCCAGGAAGGAAGCAACCUCAAGUUCACCGCCGUGGACCGGCAGCUGGACGCCGGGAGUUUCGAGUGCCGGGUGGAAAACUGGUACACAGGAGAGACGCUCAUUUCCACCAAGGCCACUUUUAAUAUUAAAUGGUUAGAAACCGGCGGCGUGACGCUGAAGGAGCCCGCUUCCGAAGAGGAGAUCGAGAGUUCUUCUGCGGUCACGCUGCGCUGUCACAUCGACGGACACCCUCGACCAACCUGUCAGUGGUUUAAAGACGGAGUGAAGCUGACAGAAACCAGCCAUCAGAUCAACAACAAGGAGAGGACCCUCGGGAUCGCGAGCGCCACUCCGGACGACAACGGCCUUUACUACUGCUGCGCCAGGAACGCAGCAGGACACGUGUGCAGCAGCAGCAACAUCACUCUUAACAUCAUAGAUAAGAGCGUCCCGCGGCCGGUGGUCACCCCCGAGGACCAGGUGGUGCUGAGGAACGGCGAGGCGGCGCUGCACUGCCGCUUCACGGCGGAACCGGAGCCCACGGUGGAGUGGUACCACGAGAACGAGCUGCUGAUUAACAAGUCCCGAGUGUUCCUGCUGUCCAACGGGACUCUGCUGAUCACGCAGGUCAAACCCAGGAACACCGGAAACUACAAGUGUGUCGGCCGCAGCCUCACAGGAUCCCAGGUUACYCUGAAGGCCUCCCUCCUCAUAGCCGAAAUCGAGGACAUUGUGCCCAAGAUGCCCAAAGUGUUCACGGCGUCCAACACGCUGCAGCGGGUGACCUGCCGACGGCCCCGCGGGAAACCAGAGCCCGAGGUGUGGUGGGAGAGAGAAGACCGGCGCCUGCCCACAGAGGGCAGGGUCRACCAAGACGGCCCGGACCUGGUCUUCAGUCCGACGGAGGAGGGAGAUUCUGGGACUUAUCUGUGUGUGGCCCAAAACAAGGCCGGGCGCAGGGUGCAGGAGGUCGAGUUCACCGUCGCCACUGCCCCGGUGUGGGUGAUAAAACCUCAGGACAGCAACCUAGAAGAGGGCAAACCAGGUUACCUUCACUGUAACGCUCAGGCCAACCCCCAGCCUGAAGUCGUGUGGUACCGCAACAACAUGAUGAUCUCGCCUGAGGACUCUCGUUUCAAGACGUUCCCCAACGGCACCCUGAGGAUCAACAACGUGGAGGUGUACGACUCUCACAUGUACAGCUGCGAAACCAAGACGGUGGGCGGUCGGCUGUCCGGCACCGCCAGAGUCGUCGUGCUGGAGAAGCUGAAGUUCACCCCGACCCCCCAGCCUUCUCAGUGCCUGGAGCUGGAUAAGGAGAUCACCAUCCAGUGCUCCGCUAAAGGCAGAGAGAGCCCCACAAUCCGCUGGACCAAAGCAGAUGGAGGGGAGCUGCCCCCCCACAUAGAGCAGAGGAACGGCCAGCUUCAUUUCACCAAAGUGACCCGCAGCGACGCUGGCAACUAUACCUGCAUCGCCUCCAACAGCCUGCAGGGGGAGAUCAGAGCUCUGGUGUCGCUCACRGUGGCAGUUUAUAUCCGCUUCAAGGUGGAGCCUGAAAACACCACGGUGUACCAGGGACACACAGCCGUCCUGCACUGCCAGGCCACCGGAGACCCCGGGCCUCACAUCCACUGGAUGGUUAAAGACAAGGCUCUGGACAUCAGUAAGAACAGGAGGUACCACAAGAUGCCAAACGGCUCUUUGAUCAUCAACGACGUCACCACAGACGACACGGGCAGGUACACCUGUGUGGCAGGAAACAGCUGCAGCAUCAAAGACCGCGUGGCUCAGCUGUACGUCGUGGAAAAACCGGCGCAUGUCCACCCGUCGGAUGACCCAGACGACCGGGCCCCCUACAAGAUGAUCCAGACCAUCGGCCUGUCCGUGGGGGCGGCCGUGGCUUACAUCAUCGUGGUUCUGGGACUCAUGUUCUACUGCAAGCAGAGACGCAARGCCAAGAGGCUGCAGAAGGGCCAGGAGGGAGAGGAGCCGGAGAUGGAGUGUCUGAACGGAGAUGCUGUGCAACAAAACGGCCACACCACGGCCGAGAUCCAGGAGGAGGUGGCGCUCACCAACAUGGGCUCUGUCGCCACGACCGAGAAACGCCACAGCAGCGCCAACGACAAGCUCAACUUCCCUCGCUCAAACCUCCAAACCAUCACCACUUUAGGUAAGGGGGAGUUCGGCGAGGUGCUGCUGUCCAAGGCGAAGGGGAUGGACGAGAGCGACGCGGAGACGGUGGUGCUGGUGAAGACCCUGCAGUCCAGAGACGAGCAGCUUCAGCUCGACUUCCGCCGCGAAGCCGAGAUGUUCGCCAAGCUCAGCCACCCCAACGUGGUCCGGCUGCUGGGGCUCUGCAAGGAGGCGGAGCCACACUACAUGAUCCUGGAGUACUACGACCUGGGAGAUCUGAAGCAGUUCCUGAGAAUUUCUAAAAGCAAAGAUGACAAAGUAAAAUCUCAACCAAUCAGCACCAAGACCAAAGUGUCCAUCUGCGCCCAGGUGGCCCGUGGCAUGGAGCAUCUGUCCAACCACCGCUUUGUCCACAAAGACCUCGCUGCUCGAAACUGUCUGAUCAACAACCAGAGACGGGUCAAGGUGUCCUCGCUCAGCCUCAGCAAGGACGUCUACAACAGCGAGUACUUCCACUACAGACAGGCGUGGAUCCCUUUGCGCUGGCUGCCGACAGAGUCCGUGUUCGAGGACGACUUCUCCACCAAGUCGGACGUGUGGGCCUUCGGCGUGUUGAUGUGGGAGGUGUUCAGCCACGGAGAGAUGCCGUACAGCGCUCUGAGUGACGACGAGGUGCUGGAAGGUCUGAAGGCGUUGAAGCUGAAGCUUCCCGUUCCUGAAGGAUGCCCCUCCAAAAUCUACAAGCUGAUGACGCGCUGCUGGGCCGUCGGCCUCAAGGAGCGGCCGUCCUUCACCGACAUCGUCCACGCGCUGGGAGAGCUGCCAUCCGACAGCAAAGUCUGAGCUCGCCCCGACUCAAAGAGUCUCACUCGUUUCAGGGAACGGAGGUGAAGAGAAAACUCUUUUUUUAUGCAUUUCAGUUCAGACUGAGCUGGAACUUCGUGCUCUCAGCGGCGCCACGGACGUCCUCGUGCACGGCGGCUCCGCCCCCUCCUCGACCUCAGUGCCUGAACCCUUUCAUCUCACAACCGUUCCAACUAAAACUGCAGAACGGGCUUUGCAUGCAGGUCCCGUGUUCUAUGCAACACGCAGAAACUAAACCCACUUCAGGAACGAAAACAAUCACGUUUUAUAGCCAAGGACUUACUGAAUGAACGACUUGUACCUUUAUGAACUUUUUUUAUACGUUUUGUUCUUGUAAUAACGUUGAGGUGCUUAUUUUGCUCCACAGAUGGGAGGAGUCAUGUUACAGGAUGUUUUGAAUUCUAUAUUUUGUCAGAAAAGAACGAGUGUCUUACCUGUUGCAGAUGCUCUUUAAGCAAACUAAAAAUGGAUGAGAAGACUGAAACGCAGGAUUGCUGCUUGGAACGUGUGUUUUUAAUCAAAAACAAGCUGGGUAAUUAUUUCAUUUUUCAUCAAAUAUUCGAACAACGUGGAGUGGGCGGGGCCUCUCGCAGAAACGGAGCUCAGCCGCCAUUUAGAUUCCUUUCAAAAUAAAGUACCGACUGUUAAACUGGCAGGAAGAUGCUAGCUCGUUAAUCCUGUCACAAAUCAAACUUUUAUUUCUCCAAACAGUCAUCUGCAACAGGUAAGAUAUUAACUCUUCCUAUCAGACUCUCCUCAGAAUGGUCAGAGUAUCUUCUCAGUAUCUACAAAUUGCAGGGAUGUAAACAUAUUUUACCUGCAGCGAAGCUUCCACAGAGGUCCAAUCACAUUUUCUCUGUUUUUGUUUUUAUUUUUGUAACAAAGUUUGGAAUCACAGCAGGUGACGUGUUCAUGACGUAGAAGCACUAACUUCACCUAAAGACCAUCCCUCUUCAUUAUGUUGCGUAGAAGGACACGCAGGUGCCUGUUUAUUUAUAAUAAAGGUCCUGUUUUUGUUUAUAAUUUGUACUUUUCUKAAAUGUUCUUGUCCAUUUUAGUUUGCAUUCAGUCUGAGCUGAACGGGCUAAUGCUAAUUAAAAAUAAAAGAGGUCAUAAACGUGACCUGGACUCGUUUAAGUGCCUAAAAAAAUGAAGGAUUAUUUUAACAAUUUCCCUUUUUUUGUUACAUUAUCUAAUCAACUGCGAUGGCCUUUGUUUAUGAGCUUGUUUUUAUACGUUUUUUUUAGUGUAAAGUUUUGUUUUUAUGAAUGCUAGGCACUCACACCUAGACCUGUUUUUUUAUCUGCUUCAGCAAAUGUUCACCGUAAUCAGUUAUAUUCAGAAGUAUACAUGCUGCUGUCAAUAAACAAUGUGUUUUUA